Molecule: messenger RNA, 876 nt
Organism: Ectocarpus siliculosus
Lineage: Eukaryota; Phaeophyceae; Ectocarpales; Ectocarpaceae
Source: the annotation of a GenBank genome assembly
AUGGCGCCGCUGCCAAACCCUGAAUGGUACGAAGAAGGGAAAGACACCAGGGUUACCUUCAAGAACCUAAGGAAGCUCCCGCUGUCGGUGCACACCGAGAUCUGGUCCUCCACCUGGAAGUGGUACAGAGAAUCGUUCGCGGAGUCCUUCGCGUGGAGCCGGAAGCGCAAGGAAGAGGCCAAGAAGAGGGAGGCCCACGAGAAGAUGAACACGCUCCGGGGCAUGGUGAAGGAGGCCCGCGAGGUCACGCACAACUCCCCGGAGGACUUGGAAAAAUCUAAGGAGGCUCUCAAGGAGCUAAUGGAAGAGAUUCAUGAAAACCGAGACGAGCUCAAGUCGGCAGCCCAGGAGAAGCUGGACUUGAUACGGGUCUCUCUGUCGGAAUUUUCCACGGGAUACCGACAAGCUCGUGACGAGGAAAUCAAGCGCGUGAUGGCGAUGGACAAGAGCAUGCUGCAGAGCUUCCUGAGCGAGAGAGCCGGGGAGGUGAAGCACGCCACCUCCCUCAUCGCGGACGCCAUCCUCGAGAAAGACGGCGGCGCCGGUGGCAGCAGCAGCAGGGAAGAAGGCGGACGGAGCUCCCCCGCACUGCGCAGCGCCCCUGCUCCUCCGAGCAUCAACAACGCCGCCCCCGAUGCAUCAUCGGUGGCGAGGCCACGGGAGCAGCCAGGGACGGUGUCGUCGACGACAGCGGCAAGCGACGCGGAAUCCCAUCCCAGCAACGACCCGGGUCACGCCGACCUCGACGGCGGGGCGACACGGUUCUUGUCCCCGCGAGCCCGCCGGGCGGUGGACGACGUUCUCCGAGACCCGGACGUGGAGCGGCUGGCGGGACGAGCGAAGGGCUUCGCGAGGGAGAGACUCCUGAAAGCGGAG